Messenger RNA from Solenopsis invicta (red fire ant), 1822 nucleotides. RefSeq lists its product as uncharacterized. NCBI's taxonomy places the organism in Eukaryota, Metazoa, Arthropoda, Insecta, Hymenoptera, Formicidae. The transcript has 4 exons. Bases 333 to 1685 code for a protein of 450 amino acids. The record is from RefSeq and is a predicted model, not a curated record.
AGAUAUAAAUGCGCAGUUUUUCGAAUGAUGCAAAUAGUUCGUAAAUUUUAAGUUCGAAUUUUAAAUAAUUCUCACGAAAAAUUAAAACUCCAUGCUUUUAGAGGUGACUGUGAUAAAUUCAUAAACAUGCAGUGAACGAUAAAAGAAAUUCAGAGAGUCAUCGAAUGUUAUUUUUAAAAGGAACAACUAAAGAAGAAUUAAAUCAGUUUGUGGUACGGUGACACGUAAUACUCAAAGUUGCAUAGACAGUUCUUCUAUCUUGCAACAGUCGCGCGUAACAGCUCUUCUGUAAAGUCACUUCUCAUUAAGUGACGUGAAAUUACUUUGUAAAGAUGGCAAACAUGAAUAAUACGCUUAAAAAGGACGCCGAGAAUCACGAAUGCCUUUUGAAUAGUACAACAGAAGUGCGAGCAAGUGAAAAUUCAGAUGAAUAUGAAUAUGUGAAACUAUUGCGGAAUACAUUCGACCGGAAUUUAUUUCCAAACGAAUUCGAUGAGUGGACAGUGAGCCAAAGAUAUGGAUGGAUAAAUAAGAAUCUCUCCAAAUUUUAUCCAAACGUGCCAGAAUCUUUAUUAGAAUUCAUUCCGGCUUUCUUUCGUGAUGGGGAUUGCGGUCGAUCACCAGUGGAGAAACCCGACUGGUUGGACAUGGAGAAGUAUCGAAGAGGGCAAAAAUUCGUGCAGGAUUACUUAAUUGGAAUUUUCAUGACCAUAGCGUUCUUGCUUUUACCUGCUUUUACCUUCGAAACUAAUCUAAAUCCAAUUAUCCUAGGUGACCGCGCACAUACGCCAUAUUUAGGAUUCAAAAGAUAUUUGUCGACUAUACAUCGAAUGAUGAAUUGGUUCAAUGGAGAACCUUGGAUCAGAGGAACGGCUGCUUUCAAGGAUAUGCAAUUUACACGUAAAAUGCAUGUAAUAACAAGAGACAAGCUAUCUCGGUUUGACAAUCAUGAAAUCGACGACGCGUGCAAAUUUGAGAAUCCAUGGUGCCCGGAUCGCAAAUUGCUCCUAAAAGAUUUCGCCGAAGCGUGUCCAUUCGAGAAGAUCGGGCAACGUCCCCAUAAGUCAUUCAUCAAUUUGCCGUUCAAGCGGAAAUAUAUAAACAACGCUGACAUGGCAAUGAUUCAGUGCAGCUUCAUAAGCUUCAUUUUGCUCUAUCCGCAAGAAUUUGGAGUGCACGGUGCAACCGAUGAGGAUCUCGAGGCUUUCUGUCAUAUCUGGAGGUGUUACGGAUAUUUCCUCGGAAUGGAAGAUGAAUACAACUUCUGCCGUGGUAGCCUCGAGGAAAUAAAACAACGCUCGAGAGAUUUCUUUCAAUAUUGGGUAAUCCCCAAUUUCAAAGAAGUGACACCCGAAUGGGAACACAUGACGAGAUGUGCCAUCGAACCGUUUAAUUAUUUCUCCUUCAUGUAUAUUUCUUAUAAGGCCGCGAUAUUGCUUAUUACAGAUUCAUUUCAUAUAAACAUGCCGCGUUUACACGCGUCGCUUAACUAUUCAGACUGGAUAUCUUACAAGAUAAUGAAAUUUGUGUUGCGUUACGCUUUGAAAUUAUCGAUCAUAAGAUCAUUUUUUAAUAACGUACUACUGAAUGUACUGAAUCAGAGCAUGAAUUGUAGCCCUGAAAAAGAAGCGGAAUUUCAUAAGCAAUCUAAGAAGCAAGUGCAAGAUUUUUCUGUCAGAAUUUAACAGUAAAAUAUUAAAAUAUUUCUUUAAACUCUAAGCGCUUUCUAUAAACCGUUCAUAUAAAGAACAUAAUGAAACUUAUACAUGGAUGGAAUGUUAAAAAAUAAAUAUAAAAAAAUAAAAUAUUCUUGAAAUUUGUA